Molecule: messenger RNA, 2232 nt
Organism: [Torrubiella] hemipterigena
Lineage: Eukaryota; Fungi; Ascomycota; Sordariomycetes; Hypocreales; Clavicipitaceae
Source: the annotation of a GenBank genome assembly
AUGCCUGGAGAGCCGACUGCCAUGGCAGGGAACCGCCUUCGACGACAUGGCCAAGGAUACACUACCAGAUCAGAUGUGCGAGCUAGAGACACAAAUACCGUAUCGCAGCGGCCUCACCGCGGUCCUCGAGGCACCAAGCGCCGCGCUUCCGCGCUCCUCCCUCAAAAACCUGACCCGGCGCGACUGACCAAGACUAUUGGCAUUGACUUUGGAUCGAGCGCCUGGAGCGCAGCCAUCACGGACGGUAGUGGACCCCCAGAGAGCAUCCCGCUGGGCCAAGUUAACAACAGCCACGACGGGACGCUUGUUUUAGCUUACAAAUUCCCCACAUACACCAGGUUUGGUGGCGACGAGCGCUUCAGAAUCACAGGCCAUGAAGAUGUCCUCGACUUCACAGAUACCAGCUCUGGGCUGAAGCAAUCACUCGAUGACGACCUGUGCAAGCCCGGUAGCGAAGGUCAGAAAACUAGGGAACUUUGCGAGAAGAACAAUACAACCCCAUCAGAGGUACUGGAGGCGCAGCUGGCGGCUUUGCUGGAGUUUAUCACGGCGGAGCUGCGCAAGCGAGGGAUCUCGCAAACACAGCGAUGGAGAGUAAACUUUGCGGUUCCGGUCAUGUGGACUUGCGACGAGCGUGGAAAGGCCAUACAGAAGCAAAUAGCAGCCUGCGCAAUAAAAGCUGGCUUCCCCGACGACAUAGCGUUUGAUGCAGAGCCGUUCUUGACCGACGCGUAUAUCAGGCACCACGAGCAGCCUAAAACCGAGCGGCUACGGAGCCGGAUCCAGGCCGAGCGUCUUCACAUAGACGUUGGUGCUGCCACAACGGACUUCACUUGUCGAGCCGCGGUCGGCAACAAUGGGGUGGUGCUAACUCGCGACCCCGAUGGCUGUGCUGGUGGCAUGUCAUAUUUCUGGCCCAGGCUGUCCAAGCUAUGUAAAGAAAUGGGCAUCGACAUUCUCGCCGCAAGGCGUUACGUCUACCAACUGCACGACGACAGCACGGACUUCAGACAAGGCGACAAAGUGAUUAGAGUCUCCGUUAUCAAAACCAUGAUCGAUAAGUGCUUCGAAGAAUCAAUCCAGAUGGCGCAAAACAUCCUCAAGGGCAUGCCACGUGUGAGAAGAAUUGAUAUCAGCGGUGGUGCCACAUCCUCGAAUCGUUAUAUUCAGUCUUUCUGGUGGCGCUCCGUACAGUGCGCUGGGCAAGCAAGCAGGGAGGGAAGCAACCACGCAUUGGACGUGCAGUUCCUGGGACCCGAAGAUGCUGUAGUUGCCGUAUGUAUGGCUGCGGCUGUGCCAUUCUCAGACAACCCAUUGCCACGCUUCCACGCCUGGUGCUUCGGAUUCCGCUGCCAAGACCCUGAAGGAAGAGAAUUCAUCCAGCAGGUUAAGCCCCAGAAGUCGCCAAAGUUGAGGAGUGACUGGGAACAGGUUCUAGUUGACGAUAAGGAUCCGAGCAGCUUCGAGGUAGAUCCGUACAUGGUUACAGGCGGAAAGCAGCUGAAAAAGAAGUCGCAUGACACAUUUCAUCCGGUUUGGCCGAUGGACCACGCGGUGCCGAUGGGCGCUAUUGAGUUCGAUUUAGCCGGCCACGUACUGCCGGGCCAGAAGGUCGGGGUGAGGUUCACGAGGCAAGAUGCGCAAAUUAUUAUCUUGGAGGUGGACUGUCGCAAUGGAGAAGUGAAGAAGAGGACUUUGGAGCUUUGUGGCGAUCGCGAGAGAGUAUAUUUCAUCGAAACGCUGGAUCAACAGCAGCCAGACCCAACAGCUGAUCAGAUUGAACGUCAGCUCGAACAAGAUGGCGAGAAGGGCGACUCGCAGCUGAUUGCUCGUGAGCAAACUAGCCGGCAACCUGAACAGCUGCAACCAACUCUAUUGAACGCAGAAGUAGAUCAGAAUGGGUCGCCCAUGGGGCAGGCCGAACAGCAACAUACAAUUGCACCAGACACCCUGACUGGCCCAGAUGCGGCCUCUAUAGAGCAUGGCCAAGUAAGAAGCACCCCCGAAAGGCUGCCCCCACCGAAUGUCUAUGACGUUCCUCAGACUUCUCGGCGAACCCCAGGCAAGCGGAAGAGAGCGGCUUCAGAGGCUACACGGGAGAAGAGACUGGCAUCACAGAAUACACAUAAGAGGGCACUAUCGUCGCGUACGCCUCAGGGAAGAACAGCAUCACAGAGUAUCCCGGAGACAAACCGCUUUCUAGCAAAGAUCCUCACUCAUAGCUACGACUAG